UUGUAUCGACGUAAGCGUUUUCUCGGACUCUCGACACAGGGCUAAAGAGUCCAUAAUUUGGGCCAAUUUAGCCCAUGAUAUGGCCAAAGUGGCUAUACUUCGAUCCACUAUGUCCAGCCAGCCCUACAUGGUACUAGUAGAUCUAGGCCAUGUUGGGGCAAUGACAUCGCAAGACUACUGAGAUUGGCGAUUCCCAACGGCAUGGGCACAUAUCGCAUUCGCGAACGGUCACCAGUCUACAAGGGUAGCGAGUGGUGAAGGAUUACAUAUUGUAGUUCAAAGCCCUGAAGAUCGGGGCAGACUCCCGCAAAGCGUGUAAUCCGCAACCAUACACCGUAUUGACGCAUCCGCGGAACCUCGCGAUGACGCAGUUAGCUUGGGUAUGAUAGUGCUCGGAUUCAACUGGCCGGCUCCCUCAUAAAUGGGCGGUCAACCUCAGGCGAAUGCGAAUGUGCCGGUCCCAUCCUUUCCACUUUGCAUUCGAGGAUCGAAAACGACAGCGCAUUGAGUACAGCGCUUGCUUCCGCUUACCACCUCGUCGUCUGAACGCAGCACGACCAUGGACUCAUCGACUUUUCGGGCGGCAGGGCAUCGUGCCAUAGAGUACAUCGCCGAUUACUAUGAGCAGCUGGCCUCAGGACCAGUUCGAUCCGAUGUUACUCCAGGGUUCCUUCUAUCCAAGCUACCAAGCGAGGCGCCUGAGAAGUCCGAAGCAUGGUCUGCAAUCGAGUCAGACCUCCAUCAUCUCAUUGAGCCGGGUCUCGGCCAUUGGAUGCAUCCAGGCUUCAUGGCUUACUUUCCAGCUUCGUCCAGCUUUGAGGGCAUUCUUGGCGAAUUGUACAGUGCGGCUUUCAACAACCCGGCUUUUGACUGGAUUUGUUCACCAUCCAUCACAGAACUGGAGUUGGCGAUGGGAGUCUGGGUUGGCGAGCUACUGGGUCUGCCACCGAGCUUCCGGGGGCAUGCCAGCAGUGUGAUUCAAAGUACCACGACGGAGUGCCUCAUCACGACGAUGUGCGCCGCUCGAGAGCGGAUGGUCAAUGCGAUAGUGGCAGAGGGAGAUUAUGAAACAGAGAGAUUGAGGUCAGAUGACGUCCGCAAUCGACUAGUGGUCCUCUCGAGCUCCGAGACACAUGUGUCCACGCGAAAGGCCGCCAAGGUGGUCGGAGUGCAGCACCGUUCUAUUCCAUGCGAUCCAUCAGAUGGCAUCGCCUUGAGUGGAACUCAGUUGCAGACCGCCGUGGAUGAGUGCCUGGCGGAAGGGAUGAUACCUUUCUAUUUUACUGCGGCUUUUGGCACCACCAAUUCGUGUGCUGUGGACGAUUUUCCAGGCAUCGCUCGAGUCAAAGAGAAGCAUCCCGAGAUCUGGAUCCAUGUCGAUGCCGCAUAUGCCGGUGCCGCUUUGGCUUGCGAGGAAUUUCGCCCUCUUGCCAGUGGUAUGGACCAGUUCGACAGCUUCAGCGUGAACAUGGGAAAGUGGCUCCUCACGAACUUGGAUUGCACGAUGCUGUUUGCACGCAACCGCUCCGAUAUCGUAUGCUCGAUGAAGAACGACUGCUCCAUUUUGCAAAAUCCCGUCUCGACAUCACAAAAGACCACCGACUAUCGAGACUUGCAGCUAUCCAUGGGUCGACGCUUUCGGUCGUUGAAGGUCUGGUUUGUCCUCCGAUCCUUUGGCAAACAACGAAUCCAACACCAUAUCCGUCGACAUGUUGAAAUGGCGUCGCACUUUACCGACUGGGUGCGUCAGCGACCCGACCUUUUCGCACUCACCACCGAGCCUCGAUUUGCGCUCAACGUGAUUCGCGUCUCGGAUGCGGCUGCCAGCAGAAUGGGCACCGAUUCUUCCUCGGCGACUGCAAAGCUGUAUGAUGUGAUCAGCCAAAGCCGGCGAUUCUGGCUGUCCAAGACCACCAUCAACGGAUGUGUAUCGAUCCGCAUUAUCGCCGCCAACAGCAAUUCGGACUUGGACACUCUGCGACACGUGUUCGAGGUUCUAUCGGAAGGAACUCAAUCUUUGCUCGAUCAGAGUGCGAUCCGAAGCGACGGCGAAGACGACGGAAAGCGGUGCACACCUCAAUGA
Messenger RNA from Zymoseptoria tritici IPO323, 2083 nucleotides. RefSeq lists its product as uncharacterized. The transcript is spliced from 3 exons. Gene Ontology annotation, molecular function: carboxy-lyase activity; pyridoxal phosphate binding. NCBI's taxonomy places the organism in Eukaryota, Fungi, Ascomycota, Dothideomycetes, Mycosphaerellales, Mycosphaerellaceae. Gene Ontology annotation, biological process: amino acid metabolic process. The coding region runs from base 560 to 2083 and encodes 507 amino acids. The record is from RefSeq and is a predicted model, not a curated record.